AUGAUUUAUUCAAAGUAUCAUAAGAUGCGGUUGAGCAGGGGAUUUGGAAAACAAGGCUUUCAGUGUCAAGUAUGCAGUUUCGUGGUCCACAAAAGAUGCCACGAGUAUGUUACGUUUACGUGUCCCGGCGCAGACAAGGGAGCCGAUUCCGACGACACUCGUACCAGACACAACUUCAAGGCUUACACCUACUCUUCGCCAACAUUCUGCGAUCACUGCGGUUCGCUACUGUACGGCCUGCUCCACCAGGGCCUCAAGUGUCAAGCAUGCGACAUGAACGUACACAAACGUUGCGAGGAGUCGGUGCCAAACUUGUGUGGUUGCGAUCACACCGAGCGACGCGGGCGCAUACAACUCACCGUCUCCUGCGUUGGCAACAAGCUUACCGUCGUCGUGAAGCAAGGCCGGAAUCUGAUACCGAUGGACCCCAACGGUCUAUCAGACCCCUACGUGAAGCUCAAACUGAUUCCUGACUCCGACAAUGUCAAGAAAAAAACCAAGACAAUCCGCAGCUGCCUGAACCCGGAGUGGAAUGAAACACUUACCUUCGAUCUGAAACCUGAAGAUAAGGAUCGAAGACUGUUACUCGAGAUAUGGGAUUGGGAUCGUACCUCCCGUAACGACUUCAUGGGCUCUCUUUCCUUCGGUAUCUCCGAGUUGAUGAAGGCCCCAGCUGAUGGGUGGUUCAAGCUUCUUACACAAGAAGAAGGAGACUACUACAAUGUUCCCGUACCCGAAGAGGGAGCUGACUUAGCUCAACUCAAGAACCAGAUGAAGGCUACAAAUGUCGGCCAACGUAGACCUCCACCCCCACCUGAUCGUGAGGUUCCUCAUAAUAUGGCGGCCGCUGACGUCAUCAGAGCGACAGAUUUCAACUUUAUCAUGGUUCUUGGAAAAGGUUCUUUUGGAAAGGUCAUGUUAGCAGAACGGCGAGGGACUGACGAGUUGUACGCCAUCAAGAUUCUGAAGAAAGACAUAAUAAUACAAGAUGAUGAUGUAGAGUGUACAAUGGUGGAGAAGAGAGUACUGGCCCUCAGCAGUAAGCCUCCUUUCCUCGUACAACUUCACUCCUGCUUCCAGACUAUGGAUCGUCUAUACUUUGUGAUGGAGUACGUGAACGGUGGGGAUCUCAUGUUCCAGAUACAACAGUGCGGGAAGUUUAAGGAACCGGUUGCUGUCUUCUACGCGGCCGAAAUCGCAAUUGGUCUGUUCUUCCUACACUCCCGUGGGAUAAUAUACCGGGAUCUUAAACUUGACAAUGUCCUGCUCGAUCAGGACGGUCAUAUCAAAAUUGCCGAUUUCGGUAUGUGCAAAGAGGGCAUCACUGGUGACAAAACUACCAAGACCUUCUGUGGUACUCCGGAUUAUAUAGCACCAGAGAUCAUUCUAUACCAGCCGUAUGGAAAGUCGGUGGAUUGGUGGGCGUAUGGUGUCCUUUUGUACGAGAUGCUGGUGGGACAACCUCCAUUCGACGGUGAGGAUGAAGAGGAACUGUUCGCGGCUAUCACUGAUAAUAGUGUAUCCUAUCCGAAGACAUUGAGCAAGGAGGCAAAAGAUGCGUGCAAAUCUUUCCUAACCAAGAUCCCUCAGAAGCGUUUGGGUUGUGGAAUGCGGGGCGAAGAAGAUGUGCGCACUCACCCCUUCUUCAGGCGAAUCGACUGGGCCAGGAUUGAGGCCAGGGAUGUGCAGCCACCUUUCAAGCCUAAGAUCAAACACCGUAAGGACGUGUCUAACUUCGACAAGCAAUUCACGGCUGAGAAGACGGAGCUGACGCCAACAGAUAAGCUCUUUAUGAUGAACCUCGAUCAGACUGAGUUCAUGGGCUUCUCCUUCCUCAACCCAGAGUACGUGCAACACGUCUGA
Molecule: messenger RNA, 1863 nt
Organism: Pieris macdunnoughi
Lineage: Eukaryota; Metazoa; Arthropoda; Insecta; Lepidoptera; Pieridae
Source: the annotation of a GenBank genome assembly